AUGACUCCGAGAGUACUCGGCAUCUGCACACUAUUCCAGAGACCAGACUUCUGUCUUGCUUUCUUUUCUUUCUCUCCUGAACAACACUCUCGGUCUCGCUAUCAACAACAACCGAUGGCCAACAACUCUACUGCCCAGCAGCAUCAGGCUGUCGCUGCUCCCGGCCCUCAACCGAUACUUCAGCAAGAAUGGGAUUCUCUCAUCCGUAUCACCCAAACCCCCAGCCACGCAAAGGCAAAAUGGGCGUUGAAGAAGUUGAACAAACACGACAAGGCUGGCCAGAUCCAUGAGGUUUCUGGUGUGCAAGCUUCUAUUGCUUGUACCAGCUGUGCCAACAGUCCGAGGGGUCCCCAGAUCUGCUUCGUUCCUACUGAUACGUCUACAAGAUGUAGAUGUGCUCCUUGCGGGUGGGGCAACAAACCUCCUUGUGGGUUACUGACUAGGGGGGAUUGUUUAGAUGCCCAACGCGCUCCUGCCGGUGUUGCCCCUGCCGUGGCUCCCGCUGCUGCCAAUCCGAUCGUUGUUGCCGGCCCUGCUAUCCCUUCUGUUUCGAACCAGCCUACCACCGCUCCUGUCUUCAAUCAGCAGGUCAGCGCUCCUGUUGCCAACCCACCUGGUAAUGCUCCUGCUCUGGAUCAACCUGGCACUGUUUCCAACUUCACCACUCCCUCCGUUCUUGCUGCUUCCAGUCAGUCUGCCAACCCGCCUAUCGUCAAUCAGGCCGCGGUCGCCCCUGUCAUCCAGCAGGCUCUGACUUCUCUUAUUCCUACCGCAACCACCCCUAUCAUUCAUCCGAUUGUUGUCGCUCCUAUUGUUCACGCCCAGCGUCCCAGUCAACCCCUAUCUUCGGUCCCUCCUGCCCCUUCCAUCUUGAAUGGCAUCCCAUCCACUUGGAUCCCUGUGUCCAAUUGGGCAUACGUUAUCCCACAACCACGCGGAGGCACACUUACCAUCCCUGCUCCCCUUCGUGUUCAGACGUCAUAA
Molecule: messenger RNA, 984 nt
Organism: Aureobasidium pullulans EXF-150
Lineage: Eukaryota; Fungi; Ascomycota; Dothideomycetes; Dothideales; Saccotheciaceae
Exons: 3
Coding region: 1-984 (327 amino acids)
Source: RefSeq, a predicted model, not a curated record